CCUGAGGGGCCGUGAGGGCAGCGGGGCCGGGGCAGCGGGGCCGCACCGACCCCCGCGGCCGCCACAGCCCCGGCCGCCACCCCCGGCCGCUUUGCCAGGGGGAUCUGCGAGCGGAGAACCUCCCGGAGCUCCCCCGAGGGCUGAAGGUCGCGCUGAGGGCGGGGGGGCCCCCGCCGUGAGGGCGCGCAGAGCCACGUCGCGGCCUGCGGGCCGCCAUUCGCUGUGGGAAGGAGCCCUAUGCCUUCCCCUUUGGUUUUUGCGUUGCUUAUGCGGGAUUCCAGCCAUGGCCUCUGGUGCUUGCUUUGGCCCUGUCGCCUGUUCUUCCCUGCCGGCUGUCGUGACCCUGCCACCAGGCCGGCCCCCAGCCCGCCGGCAGAAUCCAAACAAGUAGCGUGGGAAUAAACACGGAGUAGGCGAUGGUAGAAAAAAGCGAGGCGCGGAGUCAGGAUGGGUUUGGCUGAAGACAAAGUGUACACCCACAUUACGAGAAACCUCAAGAAGUUCGGGACUAUCCGAGUGGCGUCGUUGGCCAAUUCCCUGACCUGCCUGGUCGAUUCUGACAGAGAAGAGCUCCUUGCCCGGGAGGAGACACGGGGCAACCAGGCAGCUGUCUUUAGGUUUUAUCAGCACCUGAGGUGCCGGCAGGGCUGGGUGCAGGAUCUCAUCCAGGCGCUGCACCAGAACAACGCGGGGCACUUGGCGGAUGAGCUGCAGGAAGUCUAUAACACGUGGCAACCUCGACCUCGUUCCUCAGCUCCUGCUGCUGCCCCCUCCCUUCCCAGCGAUGCCCAUCCCUCAGCCUCCUCUGCCAGUGCCCAGACACCACCCCGGGGGCCAAAUCCUGCCCCGCUGGCUGGGCAGCCACGCCGAGACCUGCCCGCUGGUGACCAUCCACCUGUCCUGCCCACUGCUGCCACCACCACGAGCACGGACCUGGAGGCCAGACUGCCGGUGCAGGAAGAGCUCCCCAAAAAACUCCCAGAGCAAGAGAGUCCCUGGCCAGUUCCACCCGGGAGCAAAGGCGGAGUGAGCGCUGGGCACAGCGGAGAGGGGAAUCCCUCACAGCCCGCGGGGGUUGUGCCGGUGCCAGCAGGGACGCCAGGGGUGGCCGUGCCAUCAGCUGUGUCCCCAGAGCAGGGCCGGGACUGGCUGAGCCGCCGGCCCGUGUGUGUGGACAACGGGUUUUUCGGGAAUGCCAACCACCUGCACCGCGGCACGCCGGGCCUGGCCCUGGGCAGGUCUGCUCCAUCCAGGGACGCGGGUGCCGCCCACAGCCCCGGGCAGCCCAGGAACGAGCCCGAAGAGAACUCGGAUAUCUCCCCAGAGUCACCGCCGAGGCUGGAGGGGGCCUCUCAUAGUGGGGGACAGCAGCCCCCAAACUCAGAGCCAAAAAAGCAGCCUGUGCCAAGCUCUGAGCCCACGGGCAGCUUGGUGGAUGUGCGCAGCCCCCUCCUCGUCCAGCAGCAGUUUGAUGCGGAGAAGAAGCGAGUCGAGAUGCUGCAGGAGCACCCGGGGAGUGGAGGUGCCUUGAUGGAAAAAACUCCCCUGGGUGCUCCCCCUGUGACACCCCGUGACACUGCUGUGAAGUCAUUUUCACAAGAGAAGAAGCUGCCCGUCGGGAGUACAGCCAGCAGCACCCCCUCUGUGCCAACCAAGGAGAAAGUGCUCCCGGCCUCGGCAAACCCUGUCCUGGGCACAGCUGUGGUGGGAGGCUCUGCAGGCGUGGCUGGGAGAUCAGCUUCCCAGGGGAGCUCUGCCACGAGCAUCUGGGCACCUCGCAGUGAGGAGGAGAAGGAGGAGGAGCUCAGCAAGCCGGGCGUCCUCGAGUCCAUGCCUCGGGGCAGCCCAGAGGUGGCCGGCAGAUCCCCCAGCUCUCGGGAGCCCAACAACCCCCGUUCCACCACCUCCAGUAGCCUUGGCCUCAGCAGCGACCCAAUCCUGAUGAGCAGGGAUAGCCUGAGCUCAGGAGGAGCGUUCCCCAGAGUCUCCUCGGUUCCUGCAGACCCCAGAGAAAAGGAGGCACCUGGAGCAAGCAGAGACUCCUGUCCUGCCCCACGCUGGGACAGCCCCUCCGUGGGCACCCACGAGGUGCGUGUGGAUCAUGCCCCCAGCGUCCAGCUUGGAGCCGGCAGCGACGGAGUCAGUGCUGGUGGAAGCUCCACGGAUUCCAAGUCUGGCAAUGGCCACGCUGCUGCCACCAGGUCACCCGUGGCCGCUGUCCACCAGGCGGACAGAGGUGGCCCUUCCCUGCUGUACAUCCUGCCGGCUCUCGGCGUCAUUUCCGCCCUGGCGUUCGCCGUCUACACCCGGCUGCGGAAAUAGCAGCAGCAGCAGGAUUUUGGCCAAUGCAUUUGAAGCCUGAAGAGUAGCGGGGGGCACUAGGGGUGUUGUUAAAUCUUUUUCUGGAAGGUUCUGCUGAAAGAGGCCUUGGUAGACGAUGCUGUCGGGUUUGGGUCUGUUCCCUCCCAUUUCCCAACCAUCUCCUGUAGCCUUCUCACACCCCUGGAGGAGAGGAUCUCGCUCCAAAAUGUUCCAUUGAGUCCAAAAGGAAGCAGUCAUGGCGAUUCUCCAUGUCUUCCUUGUUUUGUCGCAGGAGGCCUCAGGGAAACACGUACUGGUGAUCCACAGGGUGACCUCCAGGUCCCUCUGUGCAGUGCAGCCAGGAGCAGUUGUGCAGAUAUCCUGUAACAGUGGAGCUGAUUUUCUUGGCUCUGCUCAUGUGGGCUUGAAAAUGUGCCCAAGGGUGGGUGCAGCAGCCUCCACCGGACGUCUCAUGUUCAGUUUGCCUUACUUGGUGUCUCUGGCUCUGCUGCUCCUUCUGGGAUUGCUUCUUGUAGUACUGACCCUGGGGAUAAAGAGGAGGGUCAGGAAAGAGCUGCAUCUGAUCAGUGUUGUCAAGGAUCAGCCUCCUUUCACCCCCUCCAGGCAAGGAAAGGCGUUUCUGAUUUAAGAGGAAUGUUUCAGGCAAUGCCAGCUUUAAGCAGACUUGGUCCCACAAAAGGUUGUUGGGUGUCUUUGAUUUUGGGGCUGGAUUUUUGGAGCUUGGUUGGAAGGGUGGAUGGAGUUCUUGCCCUUCCUGAUACCUGUUGCUGUGGGAUAAAGGUAUAGGAACCCUCUGCCCAGGCUGGGACACACACAGGAUCAACCACGCACUGCAGGGAGGCCAUACCAGAGUCUGAGAUGCUCUGGGCUGUGGGGAGACCUUGUAGCACCUUGCAGUGUCUGAAGGGCUUGGAACAAACUGGUUGUGUGGAAGGUGUCCCUGCCCAUGGCACAGGGCUGGGGUGAGGUGCUCGUUAAUGGCCCUUCCAACCCAAACCGUUCUGUGAUUCUAAAAUACAGAAAGUGAAGCAAUGAAGAAGCAACAGCUUGAAGUAGUUACAUUGCUCCACAUUGCUGCAAGCCCCGUUCAACUUGCCUUGAACUCUUCCUGGGAUAGGGCAGCCACAGCUUCUCUGGACAACCUGUGUCAGUGUUUCACCACCUCGCAGGGAAGAAUUCCUUCCCAGUGUCCCAUCUGUCCCUGCCCUCUGACAGUGGGAAGCCAUUCUCCUUUGUGCUGUCACUCUUUGUCCAAAGUCCCUCUCCAGCUCUCUUGGAGCCCAUUUAGGUACUGGAGGCUGCUGGAAGGUCUCUUGAGGCUUCUCCAGGCUGAACACUCCCAGCUCUCCCAGCCUGGCUCCGGAGCAGAGGGUCUGCAGCCCUCACAGUUUCUCUGUGGCCUCCUCUGGACUCAGCCCAGCAGCUCCACAUUUUAUUAUGUUGGGGCUGCAGAGCUGGACACAGCACUGCCGGUGGGGUCUCACCUGAGCAGAGCAGAGGAGCAGAAUCACUUCCCUCACCCCCCUGUGGCCGGUAACUUACUGAUCCUGAGUUCCUGCCAUCAGCACAGCUUCCCCAAAUCCGCUCUUCCUGCUGGCAGGGAGCAGCAGGGCGCUCAGCCCCCUGCGGCCUGGCUGCAAAGUGCAGUCAUGGUGCCCGGAGCUUGGCCUGUGGUGGGAAAGGUCCAUCAGCCCUGAAUGGCUGCUCCUCCCUCCCAAUACUUCCCUUCUGCCCAAAAAUCCAAGAAGUGCCUCCAUAAAACUAAAGACAACCAAUAUAUGCAAGAGGGAGGUGUUGAUUUUGGUGUGUCAGGGCUGCUUUCUGGAAGAGGUGUUCAUUCCUUGCUCAGUGCCCGGUGCUGAAGGAGGAAGGGACAGUCCUUUAAACACACUUCAAACCCCUCUGCUAGGAGAGGGAAUGUGGGGGCUGCUCUUCCCAUAAAAGAUAAAACAGUUAUCACUCCCUAACAGGAGGGACAGGAAGGGACUUGCCUUCUCCUACUUUGUGUAAUUCAGGGGAGAUCCACGAGAUCCCAAACCAGCCACAUCCAUACCAAGGCCCUCUUCUCUGAUGCUUUACUUGCCUGUGAAAUUCUUCGCAUGUUUUUCCAUACAUUUAAGCAACAGCUUGUACGCUUUGCCUUUUCAUGUCAGAUUUGUCUUGUGGAACAGCUGGUUUGUCACCGCCUCAGACUGAGGGGAGCACAUGUUCAGACUGCUGCUGUGAACUGCCGGGAUUUUCACAGUUGUUACGUAGCACUUUAAAGCCUCAUUAGCAGGAGGUGGUGCAGCAGGGAGCUGUGUCCCUGCACAUCUUUUACUAACAGGCUAAAAGGCCUUUUACUAACUAUAAUAAAUUGGUUUGAUGCUUCA
Molecule: messenger RNA, 4694 nt
Organism: Prinia subflava (tawny-flanked prinia)
Lineage: Eukaryota; Metazoa; Chordata; Aves; Passeriformes; Cisticolidae
Gene: MAVS
Product: mitochondrial antiviral signaling protein
Exons: 7
Coding region: 448-2322 (624 amino acids)
Source: RefSeq, a predicted model, not a curated record